Molecule: messenger RNA, 195 nt
Organism: Penicillium atrosanguineum
Lineage: Eukaryota; Fungi; Ascomycota; Eurotiomycetes; Eurotiales; Aspergillaceae
Exons: 1
Coding region: 1-195 (64 amino acids)
Source: RefSeq, a predicted model, not a curated record
AUGAAGGUCUCACUUCUUCUCACUUCCGUCUUCAUUGGCGCCGCCUUGGCUCACCCUGCCACACUCGUCAAGCGCGACGACGCUCCUUGUUCCAACGCGAUAUAUAAUUACCCCAGCUGCUGCUCUAGCAGCACUUUGAGCCUUGCGGAUACUAGGUGCAAAGCUGGUCAGUUGCAAUUCCUGUCGUCCGACUAG